Molecule: messenger RNA, 1484 nt
Organism: Pecten maximus
Lineage: Eukaryota; Metazoa; Mollusca; Bivalvia; Pectinida; Pectinidae
Product: glutathione S-transferase theta-1-like
Exons: 4
Coding region: 16-717 (233 amino acids)
Biological process (GO): glutathione metabolic process
Cellular component (GO): cytoplasm
Molecular function (GO): glutathione transferase activity
Source: RefSeq, a predicted model, not a curated record
UACCUCUAAACAAAUAUGGCGCUGAAACACUACUAUGAUUUGAUGUCACAGCCUUGCAGGGCUGUCUACAUCUUCCUGAAGUUGAACAAAAUCCCUUUUGAACACAGACCGGUCGCACUAAGAAAAGGAGAACAUAUGGGUGAGGAAUUUAAGAAGAUCAACCCCAUCAGCCGUGUCCCAGUCAUAGAUGAUGAUGGCUUCGUCCUCACAGAAAGUGUGGCCAUUCUGAAGUAUUUAGCUGCUAAAUACAAUGUUCCUGACCACUGGUAUCCGCAGACUGACUUCAAGGCUCAGGCAAGGGUGGACGAGUUCAUUAACUACCAACAUUUAAACACCAGAAUCAACAUGGCUAUGCUGUUUCAAAAUUUAGCAAUUCUACCAAGGUUGAGGAAUAAACCAAUUGACUGGAAAAAGGUGGAAGGUUUCCGAAAAGGUGUUGGAAUUACCGUCAGCCAAAUAGACCAGUAUUUCCUGAAGGACAAUCGACCAUUUCUAGCUGGUGAUGACAUUUCCAUAGCAGACCUCCUGGGGAUAUGUGAGAUAAUGCAGCUUUAUGCCUGUGGUGAAGAGAGGUUUAUUGAAUCCAAUCCCAAUGUGAAUGCUUGGGCUGAACGGGUCAAACCAAAACUGGCUCCAUAUUUUGAAGAAUCCAAUGUUGUGGUGUAUAAAGUGCGAGAACAUUUUAUGAAAACAGCACCAGCACAACCCAAACUGUAGCUUUGUACUGCUCCUACUUUGUCACCAUUAUAACCAGAUGUUAAUAAUGAUAAAAAGAUCGAAAGUGACAUUGUGUGCCAAAUCGAAUGAUAGCGAAGAAUGAAAACUUGUGAAAACUUGUGAAAACUUGUUUUUCAUUGGAUUACAGUAUGGAUUCUGUAAUGGUUGUUAUUUACAAAUUUAAAUGGUCUUGUGAAAAGUUUGAAGCAAAAUGAUGUUUUAAUCAGGAAAAUGUUUUGAGUUUACUUGGAUAUAUAUCAUAUUGUAUUUCAGCAUGCAAUACACGAUGAUUAUCACCUGGGAAACUUUUUCUAAAGAUAUUUUAAACUAUUGAUGAAAACAUGAAUGUUGAUUACAUCCAGACUCAAGAGAUAUGCAGAUUCAAUUGAACUCAUUACCAUGCAAUAAUCAGUGACACUCUACAUACACAAGAUAUAAGGCACAUCAAAACGUAUUAUCAUUCGUUACCAUUUCUUGAGCAAUCAGUGAUAAUUUAUCCGGAAAUAAUAACCGUAAUCACCAAUGCAAUAGCGAUUUUAGCCAGAUGAACUUUGUGCCAGUAUAUAUGUACUAGAUACAAUCAGGUUUAUUAAUUAUGUAAUUGGAAUGUUCAGUAAAUAUGUCAUUAUAUUGUAUUUAUAAUGCCAGAACUGACAGUACCAAAAUAAGAGAUCCAAAGGGAGAUAAAUCCAGAGCAAAAAUCAACUAUGCAAAUUAAUGUCAAUGUUGAAGAAAAAAUAUCACAAUAAAAUGCUAUUUUUUCUUUU